AUGGAAUCUCUACGCCCUGCCUAUCCGGCUCCUCGCCGCGUCGCAACUGCCCCGAUACCAGCACACAUGUCACGCCCGGCACCGUCCACAUCGGCCGGUGGCCUAGUCGAGACACUAUACAACCACCCAAAUGUCAAGAUCGUAGCAUUCGCUGCUGCAUCCAGAGGCCGAGCUCGGAGUCCAGGUCGCGGCCCUUCAGAUGAGCCCGGCUCUUUGUCUGCCCACUCGCAGCUUGAGAGGACGAUUGCCAUUGGGCCGUUCCGAAUAUACCGUACAGGAUCCGUCGCCUUCUUGAACUGCGGCUCUGCUCUGCAGCCAAUGUUACCCAAAAGCCAAUGCUGGGCCCUCGCCGAAGACUCUAGCAAAUUCGUCCUACAAAUUCGCCGACCCAAUUACUGGAGGAUUGAGAUUCCCGUCACCAACGCCGAUGAACAGGAACUGGCUGCGGCACUGAAGGGUGUCUGGGAUCAAAUAUUGCAAUUCGAGAAGACGGAAUGCCCUUUCAAACGGUCCUUCACGGUCAUCCUCCCCGAGAAACCAAAGACACCCGUGAAAAAGCGACCAUGGACACCCCCGGUUAAACGAGCCCUACCCGUCCUUUCGACCCCAGCUCACGAAGUCGAGGUAUCACCGACGCCAAAAGCUUUGACGCCAAAUACUGGCAGGAGAGCUUCGACAUCUUCCCUCCGCGGCCGAAGCGAGCAACGCCGGCUCUCCACUAUCAGCAAUGACUUUCACUCAAGCUCAAGAUCCUGUGAUCCGAGUGCCGAGAUAUCGAAAGCGGCAGAGCCCACGGAUGCCGCGCUGACUCCCACAGCCGAGAGACCAGCAGAAUUGAAGAUUCCGAAGCGCGGAGCGGAGGUAACCCGCAAUAUCGCUAGCAACAAUAUGGCUCAAGAGGUGACCGAUGAGGAAGGUCCUACGUGUGACGUGGUCAAGAUGGAAAAGACGGAGCCAAAGGGGAGUCACGAAGAAGCCACAUUCGAGGACUCAAUCGCUGAGGAAGAGGAGCCCGAAGAUGAGGUUUGCCGAAAAGAUCUGACGGUUCCCGCCGAGGAGCCAUCAGCAAAGUCACCAGGAGUUCAAGUUACGAAUGGUGACAUUGGCGGCAUUGAUGCACAAAGCAACGCUGGCGAAGAGGUGACUGCCGCUGCGGUCUCACCAGCAUUGCAUGCCGCACCGCUACAAGCACCUGUGACAGUACCUUCGACGGAGAUGGUCGAUCGCGAAGAGGACACCCAGGGCCCUGAGGUUCCCCAAGUUUCCAUCAAAGUCGACGACUCAUUGACCCAGCCAAAGGAAAGCAAGACAGACACCCAGGUGGAGACUCUGGUGACUGUUGAGCGGCCAGUGACUGGUCAUAGGCUGCCAAACGACAUCAAGGAACAGCUCGUCACUGUGGAGGCAUUGCCCAAAACACCUCUGUCGGCUGAGGCAAGCACACCGACGCCCACUAACAUUUAUGACGUGAUCCGGAACUACGAGAUCAAGAUGGCCGCUGCGGUUCCCGAGUCUACGCCGGCCACUAAACCUGUCGCCGAGCCCGAGGCUGUUUGCGAGAAGUCAGCGAUAGAGACGAGGAAUACCAGCGGGAAUGGGUCAAGCAGCGAAUCACAGUCCGCGACAGACGAAGAGACAGUUCUCGAAGGCAGUGGGGUUGUGGGUAGCAGAAGAAAGAAGCUUCGCGGAUUCAGAGCCGGCAGGGCUCUGGUUCCCCCACAAUUGACCCUUGUUACCUCGCCACCGUCAAAGUCGGCCAUGAGAUCGACUCCGAUUCUGGAUGAAGCAACUUCACCAACUGGAUCUACAGAUUCGUUCCACAGCUCAAAGUCAUGGCACUCGCCCGCUCAGUCGCCAAUUACGCCUGUCCCAAGAUCUCCUGCCUCAGACGUGUCCCCAACGAGGUUCCCAUACCCUCACGACAAUAUUCUUAUUCCUAAGAAGCCUUGGCACUACCGCGACAUUUCCGAUCUGACUGUGACACCGGAGACUCGGCGAACUUGGGAUGCGACUUCGUCUCUGACCGACGACAGCUCGUUGGAGAGCGCUGCUACUGCGCCAGACAUGGUGUCUGAGGUGGUUGAGCAGCCUGACAAGGUUGCUCUUUCCGAGGACGAAGCAGCAACUACAGCUGUCGUGCGUCGCCCGUACAUUCGACACAGAUCAACCACCAGCAGCAUCUCCGUCGGCCGCAGAGCGCUCUCCCCUCUGCCGACGGCGGCCAACCUUUUUGCGCCCACGAGUACCCAGGCCAGGUACCACCCCCUGAGAAGCCGCCUGGAACUCGUCCGCAGACUUCCCAUGGCCAUUGUAUCCAAGACCUGCGAGGUUCUUCUGGGUCCGCCGAGUCAUCUCAUUGCGCUGAUGCUCCAGGUGGCUGCUAAGAUCGCCGCCGGGCAGUGGCGCGGUAUGAUGUUCGGGUUCGGCGAGGGCGGCGAGACGAUCCCCGUGCAGUGGGACUACUCUGACGACGAGUACGAUAGCUGGGGCGAGAACGACGAUUAUUAUCUCAGCCAAGUCGAGUCAUCGCGUGCGAAUAGCGUGAUUGGCACCGACGACGGCGAGAAUGACGAGGCCACCGACAACGCGAACGGAACGGGUCGCGGGUGGGAGGUUGACUGA
This is a messenger RNA of Colletotrichum paranaense, 2622 nucleotides long. RefSeq lists its product as uncharacterized. The record is from RefSeq and is a predicted model, not a curated record. Gene Ontology annotation, biological process: peroxisome inheritance. The transcript has 2 exons. Gene Ontology annotation, cellular component: extrinsic component of intraperoxisomal membrane. NCBI's taxonomy places the organism in Eukaryota, Fungi, Ascomycota, Sordariomycetes, Glomerellales, Glomerellaceae. The coding region runs from base 1 to 2622 and encodes 873 amino acids.